CAGGAAAGCGAAAGCUAACUCAGCUCUACUCCCCGGAGGCACCUUGGCUGCCAUGAACCCUGCCCUGCGCCGCCAGCAUGGGGUUGUUUGUUCGAGCUGCCAGGGCCCCUAUAAGAUCCCGGUGACCUUUAAAGGGUGCAAGCACAAGUUCUGCCGCUUCUGUGUCACCCCCUUCAAGGGGGAGUCGGGCACAGCCACCUCCUGCCCCCUGUGUCACAAGGCCCCUAGGCACGGAGAGGACAAGCCCCAGGGGCAGCCAGGCAGUGGGGCAGAUGAAGCUGAAAAAAUCAGUCUGGAAGUGGGCGAAGAGCCUGAGGUGGAGCCGGAGUGCGGGGAACACCAAGCGGUUCUGGACCUGUUCUGCACAGAGGAUCAAUCCCCCAUCUGCAUGAGCUGCAGGGACUCCCAGGCUCACUGCGCUCACACUGUGGUUCCCAUUGAGGAGGCUGCCCAGGAGUACAAGAGGAAGCUGCAGACAGCAGUGGAGCUCCUGAAAAUGCAGAUGGAGGAAGCUUGGGAGCUGAAAUACCAGGAGGGAAAGAAGACAGCUGACUGGAAGGAGAGGACGCACUAUCAGAGAAUGUGCAUUGAGUUUGAAUUUGAGAAGCUGCACGAGUUCCUGAAUGAGGAAGAGGAGCAGCUGCUGCGGAAACUGAGGAAGGAGGAGAAAGAGACCCUGAAGAAGCUGCAUGGGAAUAUAAUAAAGCUCUCAGAACAGUGCUCCUCUCUGCAGAAGCUGGUCACGGAGAUAGAGGAGAAGUGUCAGCAACCAGCUGCUGCGUUGCUGAAGGAUGUGAAAGACACAUUAACCAGGAGUGAAAAUAUUCAAGUGCAGGAACCUGAAGCUGUGUUUACUGAACUGAAGAACAUAUACAACAUUCCUAACAUUGAUAUUAUUGACAUUCUAAGGAAAUUCAAAGUGGAUGUGAUUCUCGACCCAGACACGGCUCACCCCAACCUCAUCCUGUCUGAGGACAGGAGAAGCGUGACACAUGGAGGCACGCGACAGGAGCUGCCCGGCAAUCCCGAGCGAUUUGAUCCUUAUAUCAUAGUGCUGGGCUCCAGGAGGUUCACGUCAGGGAAGUGUUACUGGGAGGUGGAGGUGGGCGACAAGGUGGAGUGGGACGUGGGGGUGUGCAGAGAAUCUGUGGGCAGGAAGGGGCAGGUUAUAUUGUCUCCUAGCAACGGAUUCUGGAGAGUUUGGUUGAGGAAUGGAGAUAAGUACAAGGCCCUGAUCUCCCACCCAACCCCCCUCACUGUCAGCGUGCGGCCCAGCCGGGUGGGGAUUUUCCUAGACUACAAGGCAGGCGAGAUCUCGUUUUACAAUGUGACAGACAGGACCCAUCUGUAUUCAUACAGCGGAGCCUUCUAUGGGGUUCUGCGGCCUUUCUUCAGCCCCGGCCUCCAUCGGGGAGGUGAAAACACUGCUCCGCUGACAAUCUGCUCAAAGUCUCUGGACUAGCUCCAAUAGGAAUCAAAAACACACACAUGGAAGGAGCACCAAGUCAAAAAACUUCCCCCUCCACCAAUACCUCCCCCCACUCACAUGCUCUCCUCCUGCUGGGGCUCUGAUCUGGCUCCAUGGGGAAGAGGCCAUUGCAGUGGUGAGGAAUGCAGGAGUAGAUUUGGUCCCAUUUGGCAGGAGAUGGUGAAGUGGGAUACAGACUAUGUUGAUUACCCAAGGGAUUUCUGGGGGAGGAAAGUAGCCAUGAAAAAAUAUGUAGCAAAAUGACAACUCAUUUGGCUAACUUUUAGAAAAAGUGACUAAUAAUAAUAAUAAAAAAAAGUUGGUGAUAAUUUUACCCUCUUUUUUUAAAUCACAAGUUUUAUUCAGUGUUUUUCACCAAAAUGUUGACAUUUGAAGCAGUUUUGACCAGCUCCAUACGUGGCUGAAAAACACAGGCUGUGGGGAAUUCAGGAAAAUGUUGUCAAAUUCCCCCCUUUUUUUUUCUUAAAUCAAGCAUUUGAAUUUUUCAUUGCAGUUUCAAAAGCGGCUCUCGUGAUCAGUGAUUUCUGGGGUGCCUUAAAGCAGCCACACUGUUUUCAGAGGGAGGUUAGCUGAGCAGCCCCUUUCCUGGUGUCUGAAUUGGGGCACUCAAAACCAAAGGUACUGAAAUUUUAGGCACUGAUCCUGCAAACACUUAAACACAUGCUUAACUUUGUGCAAGUAAGUAAUGACAUUAGUGAGUCCUGCAGGUAACUUCAGUGGGACUGCUUACAUGUACAGAGUUAAAAAUCAUGCAGUUGUAGAGACAGGGACUUAGGCUGCUAAAAUUGAAUGAUAAGAUAAUGACAGUGAAUGAUGCUAGGAACACAGGGAAAAUGCCACACAAUGAACCCUAAAAUUAUUGUUUUCCUUGAUUCUGCUGCUGAAGAGACCAAAAAAAAAAAAUCCAAAAGAUCUUACAUAUGUGUAUGAAGCUACCUUUGCUUAGGAGCUGGCACAUUCCACAAGAUUUUGCAAGGGAUCUGCAGAUGUGUCUAACUUCAAAACCUAAAACUACAGCUGAUCAAAAAUAAGAGCUAUUCAAACAGUUUUCAGAAUGGAUUCCCAUUAAAUUUCAGUGGGAAUUGUGUGGCUAAAUCCCAACUGUGCUUUAAAAAAUCUCAAAUAUUGUUUUCUAGAGGUACAAGCUUGUUCAGCACUGAAACUGAAGUUUCAUCACUUAAAUUUAUUUAAAUCUUCCACCAUUUAAAACUUGCACUACUCAGGUUUCUGGAGUAACAGCAUGCUCAUUACCAGUCUGAUCCUCUGAAUCAACAGAAAGAAUGCUAUUGUCCAUCGGGUUUGGAACAGACCUCAAAACUAAUUCACCAGAGACUUGAGCAAUAAUUUUUGUGUGUGUAUACUGUAAAAAUAUUUAAAAUGACGGGUUGGCAAUAGGUAAAAUAAACCACAGUUAAGAUUGUAGUUAAAUUGUGGUUCAGUGUUGAAUUCUGUGAAAUCAAUUAAAAA
This is a messenger RNA of Malaclemys terrapin pileata, 2956 nucleotides long. Its product is annotated as E3 ubiquitin-protein ligase TRIM39-like. Gene Ontology annotation, molecular function: zinc ion binding; protein binding. The coding region runs from base 53 to 1462 and encodes 469 amino acids. Lineage: Eukaryota; Metazoa; Chordata; Testudines; Emydidae. The transcript is spliced from 6 exons. The record is from RefSeq and is a predicted model, not a curated record.